AGCAAUGAGUGACUAUAUCACUAAGGUGAAACAGUUGCUGGAAGAAGCUACUGCUUCUGCUUGAUGUUGUGAAACUUCUUCUGUGUUUCUUCAUGGUAACUUCGCGUUGGAAAAAAAUUAUGAAAGAUAAUUAUGACCAACAUUGGUAGUUGUUUUUCUACUAGUAUUGUUGCAUCCUUUAUGAAUUCUAUGUGCUUGGAUCAGAUGUACUAGAGUUAAAGACAUGAUCAUUGUUUAUUGGAAUGGGAUGAUUAUCUAUGGUUUAUUGUGAUUAUGUUUGA
Messenger RNA from Camellia sinensis, 281 nucleotides. The record is from RefSeq and is a predicted model, not a curated record. NCBI's taxonomy places the organism in Eukaryota, Viridiplantae, Streptophyta, Magnoliopsida, Ericales, Theaceae.